Molecule: messenger RNA, 537 nt
Organism: Ylistrum balloti
Lineage: Eukaryota; Metazoa; Mollusca; Bivalvia; Pectinida; Pectinidae
Exons: 4
Coding region: 1-537 (178 amino acids)
Source: RefSeq, a predicted model, not a curated record
AUGGGGCAUACACUUUCGGUACAUCGCCAGUACUAUCGUUUGCAAGACCAAACACUGGAGCUUGCUAAAGUUAGCAAGCUGCUGAUAGCAUCGGAUGCAGGACAGGCGCACAAGUUCGCAGGGAAAUCCCUGGACAACAUUGCUUUGGAAGAUGUUGAGUACUUUCCAGAAGAAGAGGACGAAUCUUUGAAUGAUGUCGUUGAAGGUGAGGAAAUAUCAAAGGAUGAUGAUUAUGUGGAUGAUGGUGUUGACACAGCUGACAUCAGUGGUGAUCAUGGAGUUACACCAAAGAAGCAGACAAAAGGUUCACAAAGAAAGCCAUGGAUUAAAGAAGACAGACUUCUGUUGAAACGGGUUUUCUUCCACUGCUUGACAACAAAGAAAACACCAACAAAAAAUGACAUAAUGCUAGGUGUGAGAAAGAAUGAAAAGAUAAAAGCACUUGUUAAAGAAAGAGGAUGGAAAGCAGUAAAGUACUAUGUAUGGAAUUUGGUGCAACAGCACCAAAAGCAACAAAAGAAGUUACUGGCUAAGUGA